Penicillium canariense is the source of this 8028-nucleotide messenger RNA. Its product is annotated as putative translational activator. Gene Ontology annotation, molecular function: protein kinase regulator activity. Gene Ontology annotation, cellular component: cytosol. The record is from RefSeq and is a predicted model, not a curated record. Lineage: Eukaryota; Fungi; Ascomycota; Eurotiomycetes; Eurotiales; Aspergillaceae. The coding region runs from base 1 to 8028 and encodes 2675 amino acids. Gene Ontology annotation, biological process: regulation of translation; cellular response to amino acid starvation. The transcript is spliced from 3 exons.
AUGGAUCCAAUUCCAUGGGACCAGGUCAAGGCUGGGGAUCUGGAUGCCCUGCGGGUCGCCCUCUUCUCGAGUUCGACCUCGCGCAGGCUCCGGGCCCUGCAAGAACUUCGCGACAGGAGCGGGACCGAACUAUCUCCGGAAUCCCAGUAUGACAUCCUAGCGCUACUCUUCCAGACCUAUCCUCUCUAUAUCGACCGAACAUCACGACAGGCCGUCCAACAAUGUCUCCGCUCCCUCCUCCGAACCCCGAACGCGGUGGAACACCUCAAAUAUCUCACUGAGAAACUCAAGAUAGAGGCUGCCAAGCCAGGUCUGGCCUCGACAUCCGGCCUUGUCUUGCUGGAGUGGUGCUGCAUUCUCUUGCAGCAGGUUAGCGAGGACUCGGCCACACCAUUGGCAAUUGUGCUGGACCUGAUUGCGGUAAAUGCCAAGGCUCUAGAGAACUGCUUCGCCCACACCCCCAAGGUCUCAGUAAGUGAAUCGGCUCUCCGGGUUACAAGACGUGCCCUGCGUGCGGCCUUCUCAUGCCAGACAUGGGGUGAGGACGCUGUGCGCCAGUCAGUCAGCUGUUUGACUACCGACGCGGCGACCGGCAAUAAGAAUGCGCUGCUCCUGGGUGUCAUUUCUGGAGUGUGUGCACGACUUCCUGCCCGAAAGCCCACCCUUGAGGAAUCCAAGAAAGCCAUCCUGGCCUACUACGUCAAGGAGAUCGUGAGCUCUAAGUCUGUAGUGCCUGCUCAUGUGGCCAAUGGAUUGUCGGAUUUCUUCACUUCAUUUGUCACAGCAGAGGAUGUGACUACCGAAUUGGUGCCACCGAUGGAGAAGUCUAUGCUCAGAGCACCGGAGGUUAUCCUGAAUGGCGUUAUCCCACCACUCUGUGCCUCGUUGCCAGAGGAUAUUGACCUCUCCGAGGUGGUCCAGUCUCGCCUUUCGAAGCACCUCCUCUCUAGCAUGAAGUCAAACAAUGCGACAAUCCGACAAGGGGCUGCUGACUCUUUCAGGUCAUUGCUCACGCGGUGUAAAACGGAUGCACUGGUCCUGAAGAUCACAAGUGAGAUCGUCGGUCCCUUGAAAACACAGAAAAUCACUGCCCCCGAGCAUCGCGUCGCCUACGCUCAAGUGAUUUCUUCCAUUCCGUCGUCCGCGGAUGUCUCAAAAGAGAUUGUCCAGGGAUUCGGCCCCGUCUUUACACGGGAGUCCAAUGAAGCUGCCUUGGAGGAGGAGCUGAAAUCUUUUGGCAAGCACCUUGCUUUCCUUAUCAGGUCGUCCCUUAAGGUCAGCGAUGAUGUUGUUAACGUGAUCGUUAAGGGUAUUUCCGACAAACGUGUGCCAUUCCGAAAGAUCUGGCAACUCAACGUGGCAGAGGUGCUCUGGAAAUCCGAUAUUGCUUCUCUGAAGACUGCCGAGAUCGAGCCAUUCGUCACCAAGUUCCUUGCAAAGAUGAAGGACAUGUUUGCAGAGGUCGCUUCGAACCCGCUUCCUUCGGCUCAAAGCGGCGCUUUGUCUUCUGCAUACAUUUUCCUGGCCUUGUUCCAACGAGUUUCGGAUAUCCAAGGGUCGGAAAAAUCUACCUGGGAAGAGAAGGUCUCACAAGCCAUGACCAUGGGCGCGAAGCCCUCGUUCCUCCUCAACCCAAAGGCUUACUCGAAAGUGACAUCCUCGCUUGAGACUCAGUGGCUGGUCCGGGCCCUGGCUGCCGUAACCUCCGGAUCUAAGUAUACGGAAGCUGAGGAUGCAGCUAAGACCGCUUGGGCUCAAUCCUUUAUUUAUGCUAUUACUGGACCAUUAAUGGCCACAAGCCUCCGAGAAAAUGCCGUUGAAUCCUUGUCAGCGGUUUAUCUCAAGGAUGCGGCAUCUAUCGGCCGUGUUCUUAUCAACGCCCUCUGGUCUUGGCUCUAUUCCUUCCGAACAGCCGAGAAAGACUCAGCUGCUGUGUCGGCUGGACCUAAUGGUGAGCGUCUGCUUCAUCUGGUCUUGAAGGCUCUGUGCCCUUCAUCCAAGGCCAGAGAAGCAUUUGGCAUUGCUUCUUCAGAUAUCGAAACUCAGCUCAUCAAUAUGAUUGUUCUCAGCCGGCCAGAGAUGAUCCCGAACUGCUCAUGGAUUGACCUGUGCUUGAGGGCGGGUGCCGACCCAGGAAAUCUGGUUCGUGCUCACCCCGCCGAAUGUAUCGAGCAAUUGGUCCGUGUCAAUACAGACCCUGUGCAGUCGAUCGUACCUGAAGUCAACUCCGCAGUCUGGAGCGCAGCAGGUGACCUUGCGUUCGUGGCUCCCGAUGUCAUGAUUCCCCGCCUCGUUGAUCAGAUUAAGAAGGACCUGGAUGGUGCUCGACUUUCCAAGUUUACUGCGACUGAUGCUGCCAUUUCUCGUACCCCCGAGGGGACUGCGUUUAUCGACGUGUUGAGCAGCAAGUCCAAGCAGCCUGCUUUUGACAAGAACACCAAGGACUACGACACUCUGAAGUGGGAGGAGGAGCUAAGAGCUCAACUGGCCGAGAAGAAGGGCCAAAAGCAAAAGAAACUUUCUGCUGAGGAACAGUCCAAGGUCAAUGCCCAACUUGCCAAGGAAGCUAGGAUUCGUGAGGAGGUUCUGCAGGAAGUUAAACGAAUUGAACGAGGAGCUGGCCUGGUUCGGGGUCUUGCCGCUGGCCCCGCCAACGAUGCUGAAGGAUGGAUUAACGAGGCUGUUAGCUGCUUGCUCUCCCUUGCUCGGGCCGGCGCGGGACUUUUUGUUGGCGAUGCUGUAUCCAAGGCGUACAUUGCCUGCUCUAACAAGUUAUCUUCCCGCCUGGGCAACACCCGGACGUUCGUGGGCGUUGCAACACUACGUGCUAUUGGCAGAACCAACCUGCCAGCGGAGAUGGAAUCCGAGCACCUUGGUCAACUCGUGACAAGAAUUCUGUACCGACUGCGCUUUGCUUCCGAGCAGCGGCCCCUGGAUACCCCGUCUCUUUCUUACAUUCUGCCCUUGAUCUUCCUGAUCCUGAGACAAAACGGAAUCGAGGAGGUCAAGGGCGAUCAGGAAGGUGAGCAGGUAUUGCUUGCUAUUGAGUUCCUGUCGUUCCACACCAGCUCUUUCACAGACGCCCGCCUUCCUCGCGUUGAAGUCCUUCGCCAGCUUCUUUCCGGUAUGCAGAGAUAUACUCAGCAUUACAAGCUGAUCAAGGAUACCCUAUUCGAUUUCUGCCGAUGCAUUUCCCCCAACAUCACCAGCGAGGAGCUCGAGACCCUUCUGCAAGGCACCAUUGUUCCCGAUUCUUCCGUUCGGACUUCUGUGCUCCAAGUCAUCGAUGCUGAAAUCGAUCUCACGGACCUUGACUUCUCGGAACACAUCUGGCUGGGCUGCCACGACCAAGUUGAGGAGAAUGCAGAGCUUGCCGAGGGCAUCUGGGAAGAGAACGCCUUAGAAGUGGACGACACCGCCUUCUCCAAGAUCAUGAAGUACUUGGACUCCGAGGACAGCCAGCUCCGCGGAGCUGCUGCUCGUGCACUGGCCCAUGCCAUUGAACACGACAGGAGCAAAUUUGUUGGAAUCCUGUCUGAGCUUCAGGCUAAAUACGCGGAAGAGGUCAAGCCCAAGGCGCCCGAAAAGGAUGCUUACGGCAUGCCGAAGAAGAUGGACAACACAGACAACUGGGUGAGCCGAAGUGGUAUCGCGCUGGCUUUCAACGCCAUGACAAACCUUUUUGAGGGCGACCAGAUCAUCAGCUUCUUGCAAUUCCUGAUUGAGCGCGGUCCUCUCAUCGAUAAGAACUCUUCCGUGCGUAGCCAAAUGGCGGAGAGUGGUAAAUCUGUGAUUGCCCAGCGGGGACAGCAAAAGGUCGAGGAACUUAUGAAGCUUCUUGAGACCACUCUAGAGACGUCGGACAAGGCGACCCAGAGCUCCGACCUGUUGAACGAGGCAGUUGUCGUGCUUUAUGGAUCGCUGGCCCGCCACUUGAAGGCCAAUGAUCCUCGCUUGCAGACAGUUGUCAAGAAGCUUCUUGCAACUCUGCCUACUCCCUCCGAGACUGUUCAAUCCGCUGUGUCCGAGUGCUUGCCGCCAUUGAUCAGGUUGUUAGGCCCCAAGACUGCAGAUUAUGUGCAAGAAAUGCUCGACUCGCUGCUGAAUGUCAAAAACUACGCUACUCAGCGUGGUGCCGCCUAUGGUCUGGCUGGUAUCGUCAGCGGUAAGGGUAUCUCGACGCUACGUGAAUUCCGCAUCAUGAGCGUGCUCAAGGAGGCUACCGAGAACAAAAGGGAGCAGCAUCAGCGUCAGGGCGCUUUGCUGGCUUAUGAGCUGUUUGCCUUUGUACUUGGGCGCACUUUCGAGCCCUAUGCCAUUCAGAUUGUUCCUCAAUUGCUUGGUGGCUUCGGUGAUCCCAGCAUUGAUGUUCGUGAUGCAUGCCUGGAUGCAUCCAAGGCCUGCUUCCAAAAUCUUAGCUCGUAUGGUGUCAAGAAGAUCCUCCCCACACUGCUUGAUGGCUUGGACGAUACACAAUGGCGCAGUCAGAAGGGAGCUUGCGAUCUUCUGGGUGCCAUGGCCUACCUUGACCCGCAACAACUUGCUGCCAGUCUGCCCGAUAUUAUUCCCCCUCUCACUAUUGUCCUCAAUGAUACCCACAAGGAAGUACGCAAUGCUGCCAAUCGCAGUCUUCAGCGAUUCGGAGAGGUCAUCAGCAACCCUGAAGUCAAGAGCCUUGUUAAUGUGCUUCUGAAGGCCCUCAGCGAUCCGACUAAGUACACAGAUGAAGCUCUGGAUUCUCUCAUCAAGGUAUCCUUCGUGCACUAUCUGGAUGCCCCCUCGCUGGCCCUGGUUGUGCGUAUCCUUGAGCGUGGUCUUGGCGACCGCUCCGCCACCAAGCGGAAAUCGGCACAGAUCAUCGGCAGCUUGGCCCAUCUCACUGAGCGGAAGGACCUCAUCGCGCACUUGCCGAUCAUCGUCGCUGGUCUCAACCUGGCGAUCGUUGACCCUGUCCCGACUACACGAGCCACCGCUUCCAAGGCUCUGGGCUCGCUUAUCGAGAAGCUUGGAGAGGAUGCUCUGCCCGACCUUAUUCCCAACCUCAUGUCAACACUCAAGUCGGACACCGGCGCUGGCGACCGACUGGGAUCUGCUCAGGCUCUAUCAGAGGUGCUUGCGGGUCUGGGUACUACGAGACUCGAGGAGACUCUGCCUACCAUCCUUCAGAACGUGUCUAGCUCCAAGGCUGCUGUUCGUGAGGGCUUCAUGACUCUCUUCAUCUUCUUGCCGGCUUGCUUUGGUAACAGCUUCGCCAACUACCUCAGCAAGAUCAUCCCUCCCAUUCUUGCUGGUCUUGCUGAUGACAUCGAGUCGAUCCGUGAGACCUCCCUCCGCGCUGGUCGCCUGCUUGUCAAGAACUUUGCUACAAAGGCUAUCGAUCUGCUGCUUCCAGAACUGGAGCGUGGUUUGGCCGACGACAGCUACCGCAUCCGUCUCAGCUCCGUCGAGCUUGUCGGAGACCUCCUGUUCAGUCUUACUGGUAUCACUGGUAAAUCAGAGGCCGAGGAAGAAGAAGAGGAGGCGACCCAGGCCGGUCAGUCCCUGCUCGAGGUGCUGGGAGAAGAGCGGAGAAACAAGGUUCUUUCAGCCCUGUUCAUUUGCCGCUGCGAUACCUCGGGUGCGGUCAAGAGUGCCGCCAUGGGUGUGUGGAAGGCUCUUGUUGCCUCGCCGAAGACCCUCAAGGAAAUGGUGCCUACUCUGUCCCAUCUCAUCAUUCGUCGUCUUGGAUCGUCCAAUAUGGAGCAGAAGGUCAUUGCCUCCAACGCUCUCGGCGAUCUUAUCAAGAAGGCCGGAGAAUCGGUGCUGUCCACCUUGUUACCCUUGCUUGAGGAGGGUCUCCAGAGCUCCCCCGAUGUCGACGUCAAGCAGGGUAUCUGUAUUGCUCUGCGCGAGCUUAUUACUGCUGCCACCCCUGAGGCUCUUGAGGAUUACGAGAAGAUUCUCAUUUCUACCGUUCGCGUAGCUCUGGUUGAUAACGAUGAAGAUGUGCGAGAGGCCGCUGCUGAGGCCUUCGAUGCCCUGCAGCAGAUUCUGGGCAAGAAGGUCGUUGACCAGGUGCUGCCUCACCUGCUCCACCUUCUGAGGAAUGACGAUGAGGCUGAGCAGGCCUUGUCUGCUCUGUUGACCCUUCUCACCGAGCAGACCCGUGCCAACAUCAUUCUUCCCAACCUCAUCCCUACGUUGCUCACGCCUCCUAUCUCGGCUUUCAACGCCAGGGCCUUGGCUUCCUUGGCCGAGGUUGCUGGUUCCUCCAUGACGCGGAGACUGCCCAACAUCAUCAACGCUCUCAUGGACGGCAUCAUCGAGACCAGCGACGAGGAGCUCCGAUUGGAGCUCGAGGCGGCUCUCGAUACUGUGUUGAUAUCUGUGGAUGAAUACGAUGGUCUGAACGCUGCUAUGAACGUGAUGAUGACUCUUGUCAAACACGACGAUCAUCGCCGCCGCAGCAAGGCCGCCCUUCACCUCAACAAGUUCUUCUCGGAUGCCGAUGUCGACUUCUCACGUUACCAUCAAGACUUGAUUCGCAUCUUGCUGAUUUCGUUCGAUGACCGGGACAAGAAUGUUGUCAAGGCCGCCUGGACUGCACUCAGCGGACUUACAUCCCAUCUGCGCAAGGAGGAGAUGGAGGUGUUGUCUAUUCCUACUCGCCAGAUCCUGCGCCAGGUCGGUGUUGCUGGCGCGGAUCUGCCUGGAUUCAGUCUGCCCAAGGGAAUCAUGGCCAUCUUGCCGAUCUUCUUGCAGGGUCUGCUCAAUGGAACUGCCGAGCAGCGCACUCAGUCAGCUCUCGCCAUCGGCGAUGUCAUCGAUAGAACUGGCUCGGAUUCGCUCAAGCCUUUUGUCACGCAGAUCACUGGUCCUUUGAUUCGUGUAGUGUCAGAGCGUUCGGUUGAUAUCAAGUGUGCCAUUUUCUUCACGCUUAACAAGCUGCUGGAGAAGAUCCCGCUGGCUGUCAAGCCAUUCCUUCCCCAACUUCAGCGCACCUUUGCCCGUGGUUUGGCUGACACUUCUAGCGAGACCCUGCGUAACCGUGCUGCCAAGGGUCUUGGUGUUCUGAUUACUUUGACUCCCAGAGUCGAUCCACUUAUUGCCGAACUCAUCACAGGAUCGAAGACCACCGACAUCGGUGUCAAGAAUGCUAUGAUGAAAGCUCUCCAGGAGGUCGUUGGCAAGGCUGGUGCUAACAUGAGCGAGGCAUCCCGCACUGCCAUCCUCAGCUUGAUUGACGAUGAUAGCAGCGAUGAGACCGAUGCCGUCGCCAUUACCAAUGCUCGACUGCUUGGUGUUCUCGUGAGGGUCCUGCCCGCCACUUCUGCGGUCCCUCUGAUUAAGAACCGCAUUCUUACCGGACACUUUUCGCACGCAUCUGUUCUUGGCCUCAAUUCUCUUCUCGCGCAAUCUUCUGCCACUCUGAUGGAGAACUUUGCUGCCGAGACCCCGGCCGCCAUCUGCCAAGGUAUUACGCACAAGGAUCCCUUCAUUUCCGACAACAGUGUGCUUGCCGCUGGCAAGUACCUUCUGUCCAAUGACGGCGACCACAGCUUCGAGACACACAAGACCAUCUUCGAGGCCCUGGCCGCUGUCAUCCAGCCCGGAGCUCCGGUCGAUACCCGCCGCUUGACACUCGUUGUCAUUCGUACCGUCAGCCGCCUGCAUCCCGAGCUGACCCGUCCUCACCUGGCUCUCCUCGCGCCACCGAUUUUCGCCGGUGUUCGCGAUCUGGUGAUUCCCGUGAAGCUGGCCUCCGAAGCCGCUUUCCUGUCCAUUUUCUCGGUCGUGGACUCAGACAGCGAGGUUUUCGACAAGUAUAUGGCUGGCCCCGGUGCCUCGCUGCCUCCUGGACCCAAGCGGAGCAUGUCUGACUACUUCAAGCGCGUUGCCAUGCGUCUUGCGAAUCAGGCCCGUGAACGCCGGACUGCCGAGGGCGGUGAAGGUGGAUUGGGCUUGUCGAAUGACGAGGUUGAUGAUGAGAAGGAAGUGUGGAGUAUUGGCAAGGUGGAUCUGGGUGAUGACUCGUUUGGCGAUGACUGA